Molecule: messenger RNA, 788 nt
Organism: Haemonchus placei
Lineage: Eukaryota; Metazoa; Nematoda; Chromadorea; Rhabditida; Trichostrongylidae
Source: the annotation of a GenBank genome assembly
GUCAACGUGUUUUCGUUAUGGAAAUGCUCAGCCCAGUAGGAUUCGAAGAUCCACUGACAGACAAGACACUUAUCGAUAGAACAUUUUUGCAUGGUUAUUCCUACUAUCAUGGAAUGAUACCACUGUUAUGUACUCGAGAAGCUCGAAGUCAACUGAUGAGGGAAGCACGUCUGCUACGUUCCCUUCGUCAUGAGAAUGUCGGCGAAACCUAUGGCAUCGCAUUGCACUACAGCCCUAUUAUUCUCGUUAUGGAGUACUUUUCAUUGUCUCUAAUAACCUAUCUGCAACGGAAUGCUGGGCAUGUACCUCUGAAAGAAAAGAGACGUUUCGUCUGUGAAGCAGCAGCUGGUCUAUCCUAUCUGGCUCAGUCGAACUGUAUUCAUCGCGACAUUGCGGCUCGAAACUGCAAACUCACCGAUUCCUUGCAAGUGAAAAUAUCCGGCUUAUCCUUCUGCGAAAAUCUCGACGAACCUUCCAAUAAACCAACCAUGCAAAUUGCCGUGAAAUGGCAAGCACCUGAGGUGCUCAAGGAUGGUCAAUACAGUCUCAAAUCUGAUGUGUGGUCUUUUGGUGUGUUGAUGUGGGAGGUGUACAAUGAUGGAGUUGAGCCAUAUCCUGGAAUGUCACCAAGUGCUGUUAAACAGGCCAUACUUGAAACGGAAUACAGAAUGCCUAUUCCCGAGGAUUGCCCUGAACUAUUGGCUAAGAUCAUGGCAUCGUGUUGGGACUCAUUUUCUCGAAAACGGCCAUGCAUGCAAGCCAUACAUCUGGUUAUACGCGACUGUUAA